Messenger RNA from Rasamsonia emersonii CBS 393.64, 1365 nucleotides. RefSeq lists its product as uncharacterized. Lineage: Eukaryota; Fungi; Ascomycota; Eurotiomycetes; Eurotiales; Trichocomaceae. The transcript has 3 exons. The coding region runs from base 1 to 1365 and encodes 454 amino acids. The record is from RefSeq and is a predicted model, not a curated record.
AUGUCCACAGAUAACCAUGUUGUCAAAAACCAUGUUUAUACAAACCAGACAGCCGCCCAAACCAUCAACCAAUCAGCCAUUGUAGUCAAUCUCUACCGCAAGACGAACAGCUCCGGCAGGGAUAUUGCCGCCAAUGCCGUUCUGCCCAGAAUUUGCCUGCGUAUAAGCGUUGACAACCUGUGCCGCAUUCGUCGUGAUAUAAGAGCAAUCCGUCGACGGAGCCUGGCAGAUCUUCAUCCCCUGGACUUGCUUUCCAGCAGCCUGCGCCUGGAUCGCGGAGACGUCAUAGCCAGACCAUCCGUUGUUCCCCGUGUUUCCAAAGUCGAACUCGCCCCAAGUGCACGCGUAUCCACCGUUGCUGUCCGUGGGCAGACUGCUGCCGGGAGCCGCACCCCAGCCACCCUGCGAGUCCUCGGCAAAGGCAACGUACUUGGUCUCGCCGGCAUUCAAGGUGAAGCUCAGAGCGGAAUGACCGUACCAGCCGUCCAUCUUGCCGUCCGGGCCGUACUUGUUCCAGAAGACCACGAUCCAAGGAUCGGUGUUGCUGCCCUUGAACUGCGCCACGUAUUUGUACUGCGAGGCCUCGCUUUCAGAGACUUCGAUGAUGUUGCUGCCCCAGGGGUUGCCGACGUUGCCCUCGUAGGUGACACUGCCGCUGCUGCCGCUGGGGCUGGUCGAGGCGCCGAAGCCUGCGGUCGAGAAGGAGCCGCUGGCGGGUAUCGCGGUCCAGUCGCCGCCGGACGAGGAGGAGGAGGAGGAGGGAGGGGGUCGGCGAGGGUGAGUGUAUCGCUGAAGAGGAAGCCGCUACGCCGUGACGCUUCUCGAGGGCUUCCAUGUUAUGGAAGUGAGCAUGGCGCCGUUCAUGACCGUGCGGACGGGCCAGCGUGCCGGCGACACACAGCCAGACAGGGUGGGAACAUUACCCCAGUCAAAUCAAAACCCACUAGCAGCCACGAAGCCCUAAAUUGUCUACGGAGUAAUCGUUACGCCCUGGCGAACGCCAUCCAUGGCGCCGUGAAUAAUGACUUACCAUGGACCUCCUCGACAUCCCUGGAUCUGGAAUGGCUCGAGAACAGCCACUCCCACUUCCCCCGUCGGGGAUCCGAUCGGAUAAGCAUAGGAUAUGGUUGCAUCGACGCGGACCGGCACGGAAUGGCGGCCCCCAAACCCAAUGCCACAUGGAACCCUUUUCUUGUUAAUGAAAAAGAUAACACUGGAGAAAUAAUACUUGCUAACUGGAUAUUUUUUACGUUUGGAGAGAAUAAGAGUUUCAACAGGGACCUGUACCUGUACCUCAUUAUCAAGCUUAAAUUACUGGCUAGCCGGACCAUGCCCCCUGCAGGUACCUACAGUACCUUAGGUUAG